AAUAAGAGUGGUGGCUGUGCGUACGUACGUGUUGUCACUCCGGGAAUGUGUGUGCUAGGAAGUGAAAUAACGUGAAAGGGACGAAAUAUGAAACGAUAAGUCACCGCGUAGUCCAUGAAGUACAUCCAGCCUGUGAUACACACUGUGAUAAAAGAUGCUUUGUCAGCGAAAAAGCUGAUCGGAUGAAUCGUUCUUGUGUUGUGAUAUUGGCGGCGGGCCCGGUCCCCCGGCUCCCAUGAAGUGACGAUGUACGGAUACGACGGCCAGGAGGCCGGAAGCUCUUCUCAACACCACCACCUGCUGGAACCGGGUCCUCUGGCCGAGACGCGAGCGCCCCUGGCGGCCGUGUCUGGCUUCGACCUCGAGGCCCUUCUCAAGAUCGACGAUCUCAGGGCCUGGAUCCAGGAACUGGAGGCUUCGAGGAGCUACAGGUAUCAAACCCUCUACAGCGACUAUGACGACUACGACACCGUCGAUGAGGAUCGGGAAGUGGAGGAGGGGGAGGAGGAGGAGGAGGAGGAGGAUGAACAACGACAGGACGAUGACCAGGAGAAUGGUGACAAUGGUGACAUCACGCAGAAAGGAUACGAGAAAAAGAAAGCGAGACUCCUCCAGCCCUAUGUCACCAGAGACCCAAGUCAAGCCUCCCACCAUGCAGCACUGCAUGCCCAUCAGCAGAGCGGAGGUGCCAGCAGUCGCAGUCGACGCAGCGAACACCGCAGCGUCACCACUCACGAAAGGCGAUACUUGUCAGGUGCACAACAGGCAGGGGGGGCCGCUUCCCCUUCCACUCGAUCCCGACGCAGAGCCCAACGACGCCUCACCAGAAAUGAGUCCAGGUACCACUCAGAGGUGCGUCAGGAGGCUGUCAAGGAGGCCCUGGCACAGUAUCAGUCAAGACCUAAGAAUCUUCCGCUGCCAUCCAAAAGAUCAUCUGUUAUGACAGCCAGAUCACCAGACAGACAUCAUAGGGAUUCAGAUUCAGAAGAUAGUGAUGAAGACAGUGUAACUGCAGAAGGUAGUUUGGGAAGUAGUGGUGGUCACAGUGGUUCUCAGGGCACCCCUGAAGUGACACGAACCCCAUUGCUUCUCCCGCCACCACAAGUACCAUCACACAGUGGUAUGGGUACACCUGGAAGUAGCUCUGGAAGUAGUCACCACACUCCUCCACAUCCGAUGCCACAAAAACAACAGCAGCCUCUUCCACCUAUACCUCCACACAGUAAUCGGCUCAGCAAUGGUGAAGAAGAUGAGCGAACAAGACGUGAAUUAACAGAAAUGACAGAUCUCAUGCGAAAUAUUACCUCAUUUUCUCAACCUCCGGAUGUGACAAACAAUACUGGAGGAGGCAACAACCGACCUCCACGAGAUGACCGUAUUACUCGUUAUUCUGGCUUGGCUCCUGGCAGACAGUCUUCCUCUGAUUCUGACGGAUGGCGAGACGCUCUUUAUAAUUUUCCAGAAAAUUGGCGAGGUACGGGAAGAUGGAAAGUAUCAAACAAAAUUCAGCAGCUUUUAAACACACUCAAGAGACCAAAGAGAAGACCUUUACCAGAAUUCUACUUGGAUGAUGAAGAAGAUUUAGAAAUUGCUGCAAAUCCUAAGGACCCCAAUGCUCCAAAACCUGAGGGAAUGGUUAUGACUCCAGCUCGAGGAGAGCAGCUUGUGAUUCCAGCUGGGUUGCCUCGAUCUGUUGAAGAUGCCGUGUACCGUUAUGGGUCAUCAUCUGGUUAUAAAGCCCCUGUUGCAACCAUACUGGAUGCUAAUGGGAAACUUUCUGUUUCACUCACAUAUGGAAAGUUGUUGAGUAGAUCGCAAAAGAUGGCUUACAACUUACUGACCAGGUUGGGUGGGCGAGGUGAAGGAAAUGUAAUGCCAGGAGAUAGAGUUGCCCUUGUGUACCCAAAUAAUGAUCCAGUGUCAUUUAUGUGUGCAUUUUAUGCUUGUUUACAAGCUGGGCUAGUACCAGUACCUAUUGAAGUUCCUCUUUCUCGGCGAGAUGCUGGUUCUCAGCAAAUUGGCUUCUUGCUUGGAAGCUGUGGUGUAUCUGUCGCAUUAACAUCUGAGGCAUGUUUCAAGGGCAUUCCAAAAACUAGUGCUGGUGAGGUAGUGUCAUUUAAAGGUUGGCCAAAGCUUACUUGGUUUAUUACAGACCACCUUCCAAAGCCCCCUAAAGACUGGCAGAUUCCUCCUAGACACUCAGAUGACUCUGCAGCAUAUAUUGAGUAUUCCACGGAUAAAGAUGGUUCAGUGAAAGGUGUAGUUGUUACAAGGUCUGCUAUGUUGGCACAUUGUCGCACAUUGACUUCAGCAUGCAACUAUACUGAAGGAGAAGUAGCUGUCUGUGUUCUUGACUUUAAAAGAGAAGUGGGAUUAUGGCACUCCAUGCUCUGUUCAGUGUUCAAUGGUAUGCACGUGAUCUUCAUUCCCUACUCUGUAAUGAAGGUUAAUCCAGCAUCUUGGAUGCAGAUGAUUACAAGGUUUAAGGCAAGUAUAGCUAUAGUUAAAUCUCGAGAUCUUCACUGGGGAUUGUUAGCCACCAAAGAUCAUAAAGAUGUCAGUCUACAAUCUCUUCGCCUGUUGUUGGUAGCUGAUGGAGCUAAUCCAUGGUCUCUUUCAUCGUGUGAUCAAUUCCUUGCUGUGUUUCAAAGUAAAGGGCUUCGUCCUGAUGCUAUUUGCCCUUGUGCGUCAUCUCCUGAGGCACUUACUGUCUCUGUACGUAGACCUGGUCAUGGUGGAGCCAAUGCUGUUGGACGAGGAGUAUUGAGCAUGCAGGGACUUAGCUUUGGUGUAGUGCGUGUCGACCAAGAAAACUCCCUCACAUCUCUAACACUCCAAGAUUGUGGACAGGUGUUACCUGGAGCAAUGAUUGUUGUCAUAAAAUUAGAGGGCCUGCCAUUUUUAUGCCGCACAGAUGAAGUUGGGGAAAUCUGUGUGGCAGGAGGAGCUGUUGGAGAUCAGUAUUGGGGUCUCCAAGGUAUGACUAAUAAUACCUUCAAGGUGCAACCCCUAAUGCUUGACAGUACACCAAUGAAUGGCACUGCUGCCUAUGUCCGCACUGGCCUUCUAGGUUUCUUAGGACCUGGUGGACUUGUAUUUGUAUGUGGAUCCCGUGAUGGCUUGAUGACUGUGACAGGUCGUAAGCACAACACUGAUGACAUAAUUGCUACUGUAUUAGCUGUAGAACCCAUGAAGUUCAUUUACAGAGGUCGCAUUGCAGUAUUUUCUCACAAAGUUCUAAGAGAUGAAAGGAUAUGUGUCAUUGCAGAACAGAGACCUGACUGUUCAGAAGAAGAGAGUUUUCAGUGGAUGUCACGAGUACUGCAGGCAGUUGAUAGCAUCCAUCAAGUGGGAAUAUACUGCUUGGCAUUAGUACCACCAAAUCACCUUCCCAAAACACCUUUGGGUGGUAUUCACUUGUCAGAGACCCGCAAAAAGUUCUUGGAAGGGUCUUUGCAUCCGGCGAAUGUGCUGAUGUGUCCACAUACCUGCGUCACCAACCUACCCAAACCACGGGAGGUUCAUCACGAUGUUGGGCCAGCAAGUGUGAUGGUAGGGAAUCUUGUUCAAGGGAACAGGCUAGCCAGUGCACAAGGCCGUGAUAUGGGACUCAUGGAUGAUGAAGAUGGAAUGAGAAGGCAUCCACAGUUUAUAGCUGACAUCUUGAAGUGGAGAGCUUCAACAACAGAGAACCAUGAAAUUUUAACUCUUCUAAAUUCCAAAGGUCAAGUAGCUACCUCACUGACUUGUGCACAGUUACACAAGAAAGCGGAGCGUGUUGGCUGCUUGUUGCUUGAAAAAGGACAUAUAAACACUGGGGAUCAUGUAGCACUUAUAUAUCCGCCUGGAGUAGACCUAAUUGCUGCAUUUUAUGGAUGCUUGUAUGUUGGUGCUGUACCGGUUACAAUCCGCCCUCCACACCCUCAAAAUCUACAAUCAACUGUAAAUACUGUUCGAACAGUUGUGGAAGUGUCAAAGUCUUCUAUUAUUCUCUCUACCCUAACCGUUAUAAAAUUGCUCAAAAGCAAGGAGGAAAAGUUUGAUAGUGGUAAGAAAUGGGCACCCAUACUUGAUACUGAUGAUCUGCCAAAGAAAAGACUACCCUCCAUUUACAAAGCUCCAACUCCUGAAAUGAUUGCAUAUCUUGACUUCAGUGUAUCUACUACAGGAAUGUUAGCGGGUAUUAAAAUGUCACAUGGUGCAGCCACUUCACUCUGUCUCAGUAUGAAGGUUGCUUGUGAAUUGUAUCCAUCUCGAGUUGUUGCAUUGUGUUUGGAUCCAUAUUGUGGAUUAGGAUUGGCCUUGUGGGUUCUCUCCUCAGUUUAUUCUGGACAUCAGUCUAUCCUUAUCCCUCCAGGUGAAGUGGAAUUAAAUCCCUCUCUUUGGUUAUCAGCAGUAUCUCAGUACAAAGUGCGAGACACAUUUUGUUCAUACGGAGUGAUGGAACUAUGCACAAAGGGCUUAGGAUCAUCCAUAACUGCCCUCAAGACACGAGGUGUGAAUUUAGCAUGUGUUAGGACAUGUGUUGUUGUUGCAGAAGAGAGGCCUAGAGUUCAGCUUACCAGUUCCUUCUCCAAGUUAUUUAGUGGACUAGGCCUGUCGCCUAGAGCAGUGUCAACAAGCUUUGGUUGUCGUGUCAAUGUUGCUAUAUGCUUACAAGGAGCUUCUUCACCUGACCCUACAACUGUCUUUGUUGACCUUAGGUCUUUGCGUCAUGACAGAGUAACUCUUGUAGAAAGAGGUGCACCUCACUCUUUGUGUUUAAUGGAGUCUGGGAAGCUUCUGCCCGGGGUUAAGGUUGUAAUCGCUAAUCCUGACACUAAGGGACAGUGCUCUGACUCGCAUUUGGGAGAGAUUUGGGUUCAAUGUAAUCACAAUGCUAGUGGUUACUUUACAGUGUAUGGUGAUGAUGGGACUUCUAAUGACCAUUUCAAUGCCCAGCUUGUGACUGGAAGCACAGGAGAAGUGUAUGCCCGGACUGGAUAUCUAGGAUUCCUACGACGAACUGAAUCUGUGCAAGCAGAUGGAGAGCUUCAUGAUGCAGUGUUUGUUGUUGGGGCAUUAGAUGAGACAGUUAUUUUGCGUGGAAUGAGAUACCACCCAAUUGACAUAGAGAUGACGGUGAUGCGAUGCCACAAGAAGAUCUCAGAAUGUGCAGUGUUUAGUUGGACCAAUUUGUUAGUGGUGGUUGUUGAACUAGAUGGGGCAGAAUAUGAAGCCUUGGACCUUGUGCCACUCAUCACCUCAUCCGUCCUAGAAGAACACCAAGUCAUUGUUGGUGUUAUAGUUGUAGUUGACCCUGGGGUCGUUCCCAUCAACUCUCGUGGGGAAAAGCAACGCAUGCACCUGAGGGACGGGUUCUUAGCGGACCAACUUGAUCCAAUUUAUGUUGCAUACAAUAUGUAAGUCUUAACACAUAUUGCUGUCAGCCUGGUAAAAAAAAAAAAGACAUGAUAAUAUCUUCUUUACAUUUCCAACUCUCAGUAUUGCCAAGCAUAAUUGUGUUAUGUAAAAUCUCGAAAAAGUUGAAAGACAAUACAAUACUAUGCCACUAGAAAGUUGAGUGCAUCUAAUUUGUAAGAAUUUCAUAACAGUGGACAAUCACAUUUUUUUACACAGGAACUAACUAGUCCACCUAUCAGCAACAUCAUUCUUGCAAACAAAAUGUUAAUAGCAAUUCAUUUCUACAUUUAUACAUUUCGUCAGAAUCUUGUGAACUUGAACUUUUGAAGUAAAUUUUAUUAUUUACAAGUGCCAUGUGCAGCCUUUUACAAUUGCAUUUGUAGUGUGAUACAUUUCAAAUGAAUUCAGUCAUGAACUUCAGUAGAACCUAAUUGAUAGCUUGUGAUAGUGUUUGUGAAUUUUUAGAAAAGUUUUAAUAGAAAUAAUGCUACUUAGGUACGAGUGACUCUCAGAUCAAUGACCUCUGUCACUAAUCUGAGAUGGUGAUCGCCACUUUAAACUAGCCAAACAUUGUACAUAGUUUUAUCUUGGCUUUGACUCAGGCCAUUGUAAAUAUAGUAUAAAAUAUAUUCCCACUUUAUUUAGUCUUUGUGAUUUCUCAGUACUUCAUUUUAAUAUGGGUGUGCAUGUAUAUAAUAACCAGCAUAUGUGCAUACAUUGACAUGUAAGCUAAAUGCACUACACUCAAGACACUUACUUAAAUGUUAUGAACAGUAUGACUUGUUCUUAUACAUAUAAACCACUUACAUAAACAGACACAUUACCAAUUUUUCAGUGAUUAUUCAUAUUUAUUAGUAUAUAUUACACAUCUGCACUGUAUUUAAAGAUUGCAUAACCCACUUACUGUUAGUUUUUAUAGAAUAAUAGACCUUGACAUGAACUGAAUUAGCCAUCUUUUUUCUCCUGUGAACAUAUAUUUUCUGAUAAUUUUGUUAUUGUAAUAUAGGAUACAGCACUGUAAUUACCAACAUGUUUUUAAGGAGUUAUGUAAAUUGCUGUGUGUAAUCAAAAUAUCAAGGUGUGUAUAGUUUUACAUUCAUUUAAAAAUACUAUAUGAUUGAUAACUUCAAUAGUUUUUUACCAGUGUUUCAUAUAAAAUACCAUAGACAUAAUUGUUCAUUAUUUAAAAUGGUGAAAGUACUGUUUAGACUGCAAUGCAGCCUUUCUUACAGUCCUACUGAAAUUAGUUAAUUUCAUUUUUACCUACUUUGGUUGUGAAGUAAGUAAUUUUACUUUCUUGACCAAACCUUUCACGUACAAUUGUAAAUAAUGUCAUUAAAUAACCCAUUAUAACAAAAAUGGGGAUCAAAGUUAACUACCGUGUAAUUACAUUCAUCAUAUUAUUAGUUACUCUCAAUGCCUUGAAUGGUAUGGACUUAUGCUGACUUUCAGGGCACAACUCAUUCUUAAAUGUCACACGAAUAUCCUUGUCGUCAUCCUGGCCUUACAUAUCAGCAGUGCAGCCCCUCCAAUAAGUACUUGUCUUGCAAUCACAUCAUCCACAUAUUUCUAUAUUUUCACAUCUAGAAACUUGUGCCAAGUUUCCAACAUAUUUACUUUGCUCAUUUCUUGGCCUAUACAAUACUCUACACAUUUCACAUUUUUCUAUACAAAAAAGUAAUUUGUAAAGCUAUUAAACAACUACACAAUGAAUUUUGAUGCUGAGAGAUUCACUUGCACACUUACCACCUCUGUACAUUUGUAUAGUAGUAGAAUAUUUGUUACAGUCUCAAGCGCUUUAGUGAACGGCAGCUUUGAUUGUUACAAAGCUCCUAGUUCAAUCCAAUGCAUCCCUAAAACCAGCCAAACUUUCUCCCAUAUGUUUUCAAGAAAUGUUCUGGUGUCAAGAAAAUAUUUGAAUUCUGCAAUGGUGCAUUAAUAUUUUGGUAAAAUUUUUUAUCAUUUACACUAUGGGAAAUAGACCUUGGCAAACAAGAAGGGAGUAGUUUCUAGUUAUAUUGUAGAUUUGCUGAGACACACUGCACACCUUGAGAGAUGUUACAGUAUCAUAUAGAUUUUAUAUAGAGUUUAACUUAGAUUGAAACGAUUCUUUUCAUUUAUAGAUAUGAGAGUAUUUUAAAGUCAAAAUGGCUCAAUUUUAAUUUCUGCGAGUGCUAAAUGACAAUAUUUCUUGGUCAUACUUCAACUGUCUUCUGGGGUAUCUUUAAUUGUUGUAGAGUGGUCAUGCAGUUACUUGUCAUUGUGUAUUAUAAUAAAAAUAAUUGAUUUUGUAAGCUUCUGUAUAUCUCCUUAGAGUUCAUUUAUGACUGCAAUGCUUAGUGAAUAAUGGGUAUUCUUUAUAAAAAAAUUUUUUGCAUGUAUGAAUUCCCUUUUAUAGAAGUUAAGUAUCAUGUUUUUUAAAACGUGUUGUUUAUGUCCAGUUAAAGUGUAAAGUAGAAAUCAAGUAUUUAUCACAUAUUUGGACUUUUUAUAUAAAAUGAUCUCCAUACAUAUUUUCCGCAUAAAUGGAAUCUCCUUUGUAACUGUAUAUCCCUAAGUCAUGUCAUUUUGCUUUAUUAUUUUUACUGUUUUGUCUGUACAGUUAUAUGAUAACCAUUUGUUUAUAGUAAUUGUUAUUGUAAUAAUUUUCCAUGAAUAUUUGUAUAAAUGCAAUGAAAAUAAUUUAAUCAAAAUGAAAAUUUUUAGAGUGACUGAUUGGAUGAUGUUUACUGAGGCUGACAAAGUGGAGUUAUAUACUGAAACUUUGUGUGCUGUUGUAUACUGUCGCUUUAAGAAAUUUAUGGGUUCAAGAGCAGCUGUGAGUAUCCCUUGUUUUUGUAUACUGUCUCUUAAACUACAGUACAAGCAAUAAAUGUCAGAAAGAAA
Molecule: messenger RNA, 8289 nt
Organism: Macrobrachium nipponense
Lineage: Eukaryota; Metazoa; Arthropoda; Malacostraca; Decapoda; Palaemonidae
Gene: DIP2
Product: disco-interacting protein 2 homolog C-like
Exons: 25
Coding region: 247-5406 (1719 amino acids)
Source: RefSeq, a predicted model, not a curated record